AUGGCGACGCCAUUUCCCGGUCUCCAGCACCGAGACGGAGGUGGAGGUGUGGCAGUAAUGGCGGGCACAGUGAACCCCAUCGACCCCUCACCAUCGCAGGCAUGCGUGGAGAACAACCCGGACCUCAAGCCACCGAUUUUAAUCUUCUUGUUCUUCCACAAGGCCAUCCGCUCCGACCUCGAGGGGCUCCAUCGUGCCGCCAUGGCUUUCGCUACUGGCGGUGGCGAUAUCAAGCCCUUGUUGGUGCGCUACCACUUUCUACGAGCCAUUUACAAGCACCACUGCAAUGCGGAGGACGAGGUCAUCUUUCCAGCUCUUGAUAUACGUGUGAAGAAUAUUGCUCGAACUUAUUCCCUGGAACACGAGGGAGAAAGUAUUCUUUUUGAUCAGUUGUUUGAGCUGCUAAUGUCGAAUUUGCAAAAUGAAGAAAGCUAUAGAAGAGAGUUAGCCUGUUGUACUGGAGCCCUUCAAACAUCAAUUAGCCAGCAUAUGUCCAAGGAAGAGGAACAGGUUUUCCCCUUGCUCAUUGAGAAGUUUUCAUUUGAAGAGCAGGCCACUUUGGUAUGGCAGUUUCUUUGCAGCAUUCCUGUCAACAUGAUGGCCGAAUUUCUUCCAUGGCUUUCUUCCUCUAUAUCCUUUGAUGAACGUCAGGAUAUGCGCAAAUGUUUGUGCAAGAUAAUCCCAGAAGAGAAACUUCUCCAACAGGUUGUAUUUGCCUGGAUUGAAGGUGAAAUUCAUGAAAGUUACAAAAGUAAUCUCAAGGUCGGAUGUCAAGAUUCUGAAGCUAGCACCUUUAAUGGUCAAAAUGAGCAGGGGCAGUGUGCAUGUGAAUCUUCCAAAACCGUGAAAAGAAAGCAUAUGGAGCCAGAUUUUGACCAUACCAAAUCCAGUGUGCCUUGUCCUAUAGAUGAAAUAUUGAUUUGGCAUAAUGCUAUAAAAAGAGAGUUGAACGAUAUAGCUGAGGCAGCUAGGAAGAUCCAAAUUUCUGGAGAUUUUUCUGAUCUCCUUGCAUUCAACAAGAGCCUGCAAUUCAUUGCGGAAGUCUGCAUCUUUCACAGCAUCGCUGAGGACAAAAUUAUAUUCCCUGCUGUAGAUGCAGAACUCUCUUUUGCUCAGGAGCAUGCAGAAGAAAAAAUUCAAUUUGACAAGCUUAGGUGCCUGAUAGAAAGCAUCCAAAGUGCUGAAGCCAAUUCAACUUCUGCUGAAUUUUUUACGAAGUUGUGCUCACAUGCUGAUCAAAUAAUGAACUCCAUACAGAAGCACUUCCAUGACGAGGAAGUUCAGGUUCUUCCACUUGCUCGAAAGCAUUUUAGCCACAAAAGACAGCGGGAACUUCUAUAUCAGAGCUUAUGUGUGAUGCCCUUGAAAUUGAUUGAGUGCGUCUUACCAUGGCUGGUAGGAUCAGUCAGUGAUCAAGAAGCUAGGUCUCUUCUCCAUAAUAUGUAUUUGGCAGCUCCAGCAUCAGAUUCUGCACUAGUCACACUUUUUUCAGGCUGGGCAUGCAAAGGUCGUUCAAGGAAUGUUUGCUUGGCCUUGAGUGCAAUGAGUUGCUGCUCUGCUAGAGUACUGACUGGAACCGAAGAAUAUGUUAGCCAACAACUUUGUGCAUGUGCCUCUUUAUCUUCUGCCACGGAAAAGCCUCCAAUUACUCAAGAAGAAGAUGACAACAGAAGGCCAGUCAAACGUGGAACCACAAAACCAGGGGAGGACAGUGGUGCUUGCUACUCAACAGGAGCUCUAAACGUUAAAUUAUCUUGCAGCAAUCAGUCUUGCUGUGUCCCUGGGUUAGGAGUGAAUGGCAAUAAUCUAGGAGCCAGCUCUUUAGCGGCAGCAAAGUCUCUGCGCUCCCUUUCUUUUAGUCCUUCUGCUCCUUCCCUCAACUCCAGUCUUUUUAACUGGGAAAUAGAUACAGCCUUUGCAAAUACUGGAUCUGCAACACGACCCAUUGAUAACAUAUUUAAAUUUCAUAAAGCCAUUCGCAAAGACUUGGAGUAUUUGGAUGGUGAAUCUGGAAAGCUUAAUGAUUGCAAUGAGACCUUUCUUAGGCAGUUUACUGGCAGAUUCCGUUUGUUGUGGGGUUUAUAUAGAGCUCAUAGUAAUGCAGAGGAUGAUAUAGUAUUUCCAGCAUUGGAAUCGAAAGAGACUCUUCAUAAUGUGAGCCACUCAUAUACUCUGGACCACAAACAGGAAGAGAAACUGUUUAAGGAUAUUUCUUCUGCACUUUCUGAGCUCACACAAUUGCAUGAAUGCUUGAACGGUCAAAAUUUAGCCGAUCUUUUAACUGUAAGAAACUUUGACCCUUCUGGCCACGAUGAUACCAUGAGAAAGUAUGAUGAGCUCUCAACUAAGCUUCAGGGCAUGUGCAAAUCCAUUAGAGUGACAUUGGAUCAUCAUGUUUUCCGGGAAGAACUUGAAUUGUGGCCAUUGUUUGACAGACAUUUUUCAGUGGAAGAACAGGACAAAAUUGUAGGUAGAAUAAUUGGUACUACAGGUGCAGAGGUCCUUCAAUCAAUGUUGCCAUGGGUAACUUCUGCCCUUACUCAGGAGGAGCAAAAUAAAAUGAUGGACACGUGGAAGCAUGCAACUAAAAAUACAAUGUUUAGUGAGUGGCUUAAUGAAUGGUGGGAAGGUGCUGCUGCAUCUCCACAUACUACAUCUGGAAGUAGCAUUUCACUAGGCACUGAUGUUUAUGAAAGCUUGGACCACAGUGAUCUCAAUUUCAAGCCUGGAUGGAAAGAUAUCUUUAGGAUGAAUCAAAAUGAGCUUGAAUCUGAAAUAAGAAGAGUUUCUCAGGACUCAACUCUUGAUCCAAGAAGAAAAGCAUAUCUUAUUCAAAAUCUUAUGACCAGUCGGUGGAUAGCAUAUCAGCAGAAGUUACUUCAGGAAACAGCAGGUGAAAGUUCAAAUUGUGAAGAUUUACUUGAUUGUUCUGCGUCAUAUCGUGAUUCAGAGAAAAAAAUUUUCGGGUGUGAGCAUUACAGAAGAAAUUGCAAACUCCUUGCUUCUUGCUGUAGCAAGUUAUUUACGUGCAGAUUCUGCCACGAUAAAGUCAGUGACCAUUCAAUGGAUCGGAAGACCACAACUGAAAUGAUGUGUAUGAAGUGCUUGAAAAUUCAACCUGUUGGACCAGUUUGCUCAACUCCUUCCUGUGAAGGACUCUCUAUGGCAAAGUACUAUUGCGGUAUUUGCAAAUUUUUUGAUGAUGAAAGGACAGUUUAUCAUUGUCCUUUCUGCAAUUUGUGCCGUCUUGGUAAGGGACUUGGUAUCGAUUUCUUUCAUUGCAUGACGUGCAAUUGUUGCUUGGGAAUAAAAUUAGAAGAUCACAAGUGCCGGGAGAAAGGUUUGGAAACAAACUGUCCCAUUUGCUGUGAUUUUUUGUUUACUUCAAGUGCAACUGUCCGAGCGCUUCCAUGCGGCCAUUUUAUGCAUUCGGCUUGCUUCCAGGCAUACACUUGCAGCCACUAUGUUUGCCCCAUCUGUAGCAAAUCUUUGGGAGAUAUGGCGGUUUACUUUGGCAUGCUUGACGCCCUAUUGGCUUCGAAGGAACUCCCAGAAGAAUUCAGGGAUCGCUGCCAGGAGAUACUAUGUAAUGACUGUGAUAAGAAGGGGACCGCACCCUUCCACUGGCUAUACCACAAGUGUGGGUCUUGCGGAUCCUAUAAUACCAGGGUAAUCAAGGUUGAUUCCAGUUCUUACUGUUCAACAUCAAACUAA
This is a messenger RNA of Juglans regia (Persian walnut), 3714 nucleotides long. Its product is annotated as zinc finger protein BRUTUS-like. Gene Ontology annotation, biological process: protein ubiquitination; ubiquitin-dependent protein catabolic process. Gene Ontology annotation, cellular component: nucleus. The transcript has 14 exons. The record is from RefSeq and is a predicted model, not a curated record. Bases 1 to 3714 code for a protein of 1237 amino acids. NCBI's taxonomy places the organism in Eukaryota, Viridiplantae, Streptophyta, Magnoliopsida, Fagales, Juglandaceae. Gene Ontology annotation, molecular function: ubiquitin protein ligase activity; zinc ion binding.